AUGACCACGACUGUAGCCAUCCUCGGUGCAACAGGAAAGACAGGACGUGAGGUGUUGGUUCGACUACUAGAGAAGAAAGACGUAAACAUAAAAAUCUAUGUUCGAUCACGCUCGAAGCUCAUUGGGAUUUUCCCAAAUUUGGGCUCAAACCCUCGCGUCUCACUAUUCCAAGGUGCCGUCAACGAUGUCGACAAUAUGACCAAGUGUCUCGACGGAGCACAGAAGAUUAUUUUCACUCUCGGAGAAAAUGACAAUUUACCUGGCGUUUGCGUAGUUCAGGAUGCUGUCAAGACAAUCCUCGCUGCUCUCACAACGCUGCGCGACCGCAGCGACACCUGGCAGAAGCCUCGUGUCCUUUUGUUAUCGUCGGCGACAUGGAACCCUCAAUUGUCGUCUGAUCGUCCAGCCUUUGCGCACUGGGCGAUCAAGAAUGCGUUCCACCACCCUUAUACAGACUUGCGCCUGGGCUCGACACUUCUCCAGGAAGCUUCUUCCCUAGUAACGGUUCUUCUUGUUCAGCCUAAUGCUCUCAUCGAAGACGAGCCAAGCGGUCAUUCGCUGAGUGUCGAACGGUCCAGUCUCAGCAUCACUUACGGCGACUUAGCUGCCGCGUUCGUGGAGUUGUUAGGCGAAGAGUACGACAAAUAUCCGGCAAUUGGCGCAUCCAGCAACAAAGGCGACAAUGGUCUCAAAUUUGUGAACGCAGCUUUCGCAAAAUUGACGGGUAGAUGA
Molecule: messenger RNA, 732 nt
Organism: Lithohypha guttulata
Lineage: Eukaryota; Fungi; Ascomycota; Eurotiomycetes; Chaetothyriales; Trichomeriaceae
Exons: 2
Coding region: 1-732 (243 amino acids)
Source: RefSeq, a predicted model, not a curated record